Colletotrichum spaethianum is the source of this 1110-nucleotide messenger RNA. Its product is annotated as phenylacetaldoxime dehydratase. Lineage: Eukaryota; Fungi; Ascomycota; Sordariomycetes; Glomerellales; Glomerellaceae. The transcript has a single exon. The record is from RefSeq and is a predicted model, not a curated record. Bases 1 to 1110 code for a protein of 369 amino acids.
AUGCUUGUUUCCGCGAUUCCAGAGCACUUGCAGUGCCCCCGAAAGGUAGCUGCCAAAGGACCACCUGACUUUAUACCUCCUUUCCCGGCCUAUAGUGCCGGCUUCCCCAAAGACACGAAAGACCUUGUGUUUGCUGUCAUUGGUGCUCAGUACACCUCCGCUGAUAGGGCAAAUGGAGAUGCCAUCGCGCAAUUGACCAAUUUCACUGCCUCCAUGGCCGUCGAAAUCGAAGCCCGUCCCCAGUUCGCUGAAUGGGCUUCGGUAACCGACAACCUGGGCUACUACAAUAUUGUUCAUUUGGCUUACUGGCCCAGCAAACCUGCAUACGAACAGUGGGCUGGCGAUUCGGGUUUCCGAAAAUGGUGGGAGAGCCUUGACCUCGAUUCACAAAGCCACGGAUGGUUCCUCGAGACAUUUCUCCCCACCAUCGACCGAUUCGAAACCAUCUUUUCCAACAACGAAGUUCCCGAGGGGGCGGCACAUAUGAGAGAGCGGGUGAUCGGUCCCAUCAAGGAACAUGUGUACUGGGGUAGCAUGCGCGAUCGUAUGCCUGCUGCCCAGAGUGAUAAACUCGUAGGAGAAAAGAUCGAGCAGACCAAACCGAACGGCGUCAUUGCGCACAGCGAGGUGAAAGCGGAUCAUGACAAGACACCAAAACCAUCCAGUGUUCGUAUCCCGGGCAAAAGUAACCUGGCUGUCAUACGGUCUGGCCAGGACUGGUCUGGUACGCUGCCCGAAGAGCGAAAACUCUACCUCGAGACUAUGCAUCCUGUUUUGAUCAGAGGCAUGGACUUCUUGCGGGACCAAGGUAGUGAUGUUGGUUGUCACAGCUGUCGCUUCAUGGACCUCAUCGAUCCUGCGACGGGAAAAGCAGACAAGGAUCGCACCUUUGGACUGGCUUUCUUCGAUGAACUCGGUUCGCUCGAGGGAUGGGCCAAGCAACAUUCGACACAUUUGGAAAUCUUUGGGGGGUUCUUGCAAUACGCAAAAAAGCUUGACAACAAUGUUUCCCUUCGAUUGUUUCACGAAGUCUUGGUACUCAAACCGGAGCAGCAGAUGUUUGAAUACGUUGGUUGUCAUCCAAGAACUGGCUUGUUGGCAAUUUCUUGA